AUGAUGGAGUCAGAAUUAAAAAAUCAGAAUGACCUAUUGGAGCAAUUAAAAUCUUUACGCUCCGAAAAAGAGUUAUUAGAAAAACAUGUAUUUGUACUCAAUGAGUGUUUAUCUGUAGAAGAAUUAAAAACUAAAAUAUCUAGUCUGGAAAAAAAGAAAGAGAUGUUAGUAUCAUUAGAAGGUGUAAUUGGAAGAUUACGUUCUGAGAUUGAGCCUCUAAAGUAUUUGAAAUCCGUUUUAAAAACUAAAUUAGGUGAUGAGAGUAAAAUUCAAUCAAAUAAUAUUGGGUCUGAGUCAGUUGAAGAAACUUUGGAAGCACGUGCUGAGAGUAAACUGCGAAAACAAAUAAAUGCUGUAUUGAAAUACCAUUCAGAUUUUGAAAAUAAUACUCAAUCAAAUGUUGGCUCAGAAUGUUGUAUUGAUACUGGAUUUUAUGUUCCUAAAAUUGAUUUCAAAUUAUAUAACGAUUCAUCUGUUGAUGUACAACCUAAGUCUACUCAUUCGGGCAAUUUUAAAUUGGAUAUUUACCCAAAGUUAAAGGAUGUUAAUCUCAUUGAUGCAUUCCAAAAACCAAUUCCAUCUAAAUCUAAUUCAGUUUCAACUGUAAAUGAUGGCAGUCUUGAUGAAUGUAUGCAACUGUUGGAUCAAUAUGAUGUAGUUACUGAUCAAGAAAUAUUAAAUUUCCCUACAGAAGAAAAUGAUUUGAAAAGUCAAAGAGUCGACAAAGAGCCUACUAAUCUUAUUGAUAUUGAAAAUAAAAUACAGGAUGCACAAAUAAAAACAAUAGAAACUCAUUAUUUUGAUGCUGACAGCAAAAUAAAAUUUAAAAGUCAAGUACCUAUAAAAAAUGAUUUUAAAAGUCAAAGUGGUGACCAAGAGCCUACUAAUAAUAUUGGUAUUGAAAAUAAAAUACAAGAUGCACAAAAAGACACAGCAGUAAUUUAUUGUUUUGAUGCUGAUGGCAAAAUAAAAUCUAAAAGCCAAGUACCUAUAAAAAAAGAUUUAGAAUUGUGUUCGAACAGCUCUGUUAAUCCUGUCUCUGCAACAUUUGAAAAUGCGAGUAGUAAACUUCACGAGGCUAGUACAUCUCAACCAACUCUAAACAAAGAAAGUUUAUGUUCAGAUUCCAAUGUUAGCAUUGGUGAUCUGUUACUAAAAAUACCACAUUUGUUAUUGCAACAAGGAAUCGAUUAUAUUCAAGAUGAAGAAGACGUGAAUCAGUCUUUGAAAAAUGUAAAUGUUAGUACAGACAUAUCAUCAAAAGAGCAUAAUAAACUCAACAAGAAAAAUAAAUUCGAAAAAGAAUUUAAUAAAUUGGUUAAUGACUGUACAAAUGUAUUGCUAAACAGUUCACAAACAACAGAAAAGACUAACGUAUCCCCUAAACAAACAGAAUCAGGUCAAUAUGAUGAAUUGCCGCCUAAUGUCAGUAAUUCUGAAUGCAGCAUUAAUAGCUUCAAUGAUAUGAAUUUAAAAAUUGAUAUCUUGCGCGGCAUAUACUCUCUUGGUUUUGUCAAUCCAACUGCUUUACAAAAACGCAUUGUUGUGCACUCCAUAAAUGGGCGAGACAUAAUAGUUUUUGCUGGACCAGGUAAUGGUAGAACAAUGAUGUUUACCAUACCAUUACUGCAACGUAUUAAAACCAAUUUAAAUGAGUGUCAAGCAUUAGUGUUAGUACCAACCAGAGACCUUGCCGUACAUAUUCAAAAGAUCAUUAUGAGUGUAGGCGACUUUUUGGGUGUUAAUGUGUGUAUUGGUGGUGACAAUGUUCCAAGAAAACUAUCUGUUGUUCCACAUGUAGUCGUCGGUACCCCAGCUGGAGUGUCCAAUAUGAUUUCAUGCAAAUCUCUACGUACUGGAAGCAUUCAAACAGUUGUAAUCAACAAAGCUGAGAAGAUGUUAACUAGUAAUUGUACCAUAUUAAUUGAAGAAAUAAUGAAAAAAAUAACAAGAACCAGACAAGUCACUUUACUGACAUCAGAUAAACUUGACCAUGUAUUAGACAUUUACAUGGAAUCCUUACGUGAUCCACUGGUUAUUAUUAAUGACCAAGAAAAAGAAUAUGAUCUGCUAAAAAAUCUUCCAAAACAGUUUUAUUUAAACAUUCAAAAGGAAUGGAAAGUGAAUGCACUUUGUGAAAUUAACGAAACAUUGAAAAUACAGAGAUCUAUUAUCUUCUGCAACACUUUGGAUAGAGCUCAAAAACUAUGCGAGUCAUUACAAAGAUUGGAAUAUGCUGUAUCACUUUUUCAUUUAGAAAUGAAUGCACAUGACCGCGAGCAAAAACUUGAUAUGUUUUCUUCUAACAAUUUAAAAAUGCUCAUCACCACAGAUCCAAUCAAAGGCAGCCAGUUUCAGCAAGCCUCUUGGAUAAUAAAUUAUGAUUUACCUAUAAAUCCUAUUUGUUAUCUAGAUAGAGUGGCCAAAUGUGCCGAAAAUAUAAAAGUGAUAAAUCUCAUUGAUGAGGAUGACGACCAAAUAAAAUUGGCAAUUGAAACACACAACAAAUCUUAUAUGAUUCAGAUGCCUCUGAAUAUGAUUGAUUUGUUACAAUAUUAG
Molecule: messenger RNA, 2559 nt
Organism: Macrosiphum euphorbiae (potato aphid)
Lineage: Eukaryota; Metazoa; Arthropoda; Insecta; Hemiptera; Aphididae
Source: the annotation of a GenBank genome assembly